UUGUGCUUGAUAUUUUAGAUAUUAAUAUUGUGACAUACUGAUAUUCGAUUAAAUAGAUGAUACAUGCUGCCUUUUGCUGUUUCUUUUCGUGGGUUUUAAAGUUUUGUGAUUUUAGUUGUAGUUAAUGGUUUUUACUGAUAUAAAACCGAAGUCAUAAAUCCUUGUCUUUUGGACAUGUUCGAGCUUGCCAAUUUUGUUGACAGAUUCAGAUUGCCAUAGCCUAGGCAUAUCUAACAUUGUAGUAUCAGACUGUUGUAAGUGUAUGACAUACUGCUUCUAGGUAAAAUCCUUAAUUGUGAAAGACACAGCACAUGUGUGAAUUAUGGCAAAUGCACCAUCAUCAUCAUAUCUCAUGAAAAAUGUUCAAGAUUUAAGAAAAAGACUGAUAGAUACAGAGAAAAAUUUGAGAACUUUAACAGAUCUAGAGUCAGCAGAAAUUGAAGGAUCAAGAGGACUGAGGACUGCUAAUUCUUCGAGACGACUACCAUCACAUGAUCCCCAGCCUGCAACUGAGACCAUGUCAUACAGACGUGACAACACUGACGAUUUUGUAGACCGAGAGAGCAUCAGAUCAGGGUUGAGUACUUUGCCAGAUUCUUAUACUGGCUUUCUGGAACGACCCUUCCCAGCUAGCACACCAAAUAGGCAUGAGACAUAUUCAAGACGGUAUCAUGAAGAGGAUUUGCAGUCUGAUGUACAAUCUGGUGAAAUGAACAGUUCACACCAUAGAAGCAGAAAUCACCAGGACACAAGUUCCAAGGUCAUGAGGCAGAAUCAUAGACUGCUGUCAGAAGUUGAGAGAUUGGCCUACGAACUACAGACUGCUAACAGAAAGAUUCGUGAACUUACAGAAGAAUUUGACGGUAACGGUGACAUUAUAGCUGAGCUUGAGGAUAAAAUAGAGGGACUACAGUCGGAGACUGAUGCUCAAGACACAGCAUUACGAACCGCUGAAGAACGAUAUGAGGAGUGCCAGCGGACAGUUUCUCACUUACAAAGUAAAACAGAGGAACUUGAGCAGGACGUGGCUGAUCUUAGAACAGAACUGAAUGCUGAAAAGAAACUGAGGAGAAGUGUGGAAAAACAGAGGGACGAAGCACUACAGAACUUUUUAGAGUCACAAGAAUCCUUGUCAGCUUACCAGAAACGAAUGAAGGAUAAAGUUAAAAUGAUGGAACAAAGUGAAGACCAUCUGAGAGAUAUGUUGUCCCAUAUCAGCCACGAGAGAGAUGAACUUGGCAGGCGUCUUGCUGCAUUUGAAGAUAAGUUUGAGAAUCAGGAUAAAGAGCUACAACGACUACAGAGUCUGGAAGCUGUUGAACUGGAAACCCAGAAUGAUAUGGAACAACAAAAUAUGGAAAUGCGAGAAGAACUCAGAAUAAUGAAGGCUGCUCUUAUAAAACUGCAGGCGGAAUCGGACGACAAGGAGACCGUGAGACGGGAGAACGCCCGCCUGCAGACAGAGAACCAGAAGCAGCAGCAGGAACUGAACGUCUGCCAGCAGGAGGUGGAAGAAUCCCGCACGCUGCUCGUUCAGCUGGAGCUGCUGGCCCAUCAGCUUCAUCGCAACAGUCAGGCCAGCAUUACAGGAAAUGAUUCUGGGGUCAGUGGUAUGCUUGGUGUACACGGUCAGAGUUCGUCCAGCUUUAAUAAAGACAGUUCCAAUUGUGCCGACGAAGUCGAAUCGCAUUCCACAGGUGCUACGAAGGGAAGUGGAGCUAGAAGCAUAGUUUCUGAUCUCAGGCUUCAGCUGCAUUCGAAAGAUGCUGAGAUUCAACGACUACGAUCAAGUCUUGAAUCCCGUGAAAAUGACCCCUCAUCUGCUGUCUGUGAAUCCUUACGUGCAGAACUCAGCUCUCUGAUGGACAGGCACAAACAUGAAAGUGAAAAAAGUCAAGAACUGGAGGUUGUUAUUGGGCAAUUAGAAAUGGACAAAUCCAGGUUGGCCACUCAGCUGAUGGAUUUGCAGCGGAACUUGUCGGACCGAGAUUCGCAGAAUGUUGCGCUGGAUUCUCGCAUUACCCAGAGGAACAGUCAGAUAAUUGAAUUUCAAGAAGAGAUCAACAGAAAAUGCACUGAAAAUAACAAUCUAGAAAGAGAGUUAAGAAAGAAAUCUUUGCGCCUGUCCAGCGUGGAGGAUCAGCUUGAUGAGAAGAUGCGCGAGUUCUCUACGCACAUCGCGCGCAUGAAGCAGCUGGAGGAGGAGGUGAUCGGGCGGGGGGAGGAGAACCGGGGGCUGCAGGACCAGCUUGACCACAUGCACGGCGAGCUGAGGAAUGUGCAGCAGGCUCACGACAAACUGCAGCAUGUGCACAACAACCAGUGUGACGAUUACUGCAAACAGAUCGACAGGCUUCAAGAACAGGUGGAGAGGAAAACAAAUUUCUUAAAAGAGUACGAGAAAGAUCUGAUUUCCUUGAAAGGAGAGUUAGCAGAAAAAUCCUCAAAACUGGAUCACAUCGAGCAGGCACUUAAAGAAGCAAAAGAGGAACUAAAGUUACGAAGCCAGCAAAACCAGUCUUUACAUGCGCAACUUGAACACCUGUCUGUUGAAGGGAAGUCCCAGAUGAAACACCUCGAGUCCUCGUUGUUGAUGUGUAAAGAAGAGAUUCGAACCUGCGUGUCCAAUCUUAACCUGUCUAGAGAUCAGUUCAACAGAGAGGUCAAGCAGAAAGAUGAACAGCUAUCCCGGUUGAACAGUGAGUUUAAAGAGAUGAGACAGGAACUGGACGAGAAGACCCAGGAGAACAGGAGCCUGGAGAAGUCUUUGCUGGAACGUCAGUCCAUGUUACAACAGUCGACACGCAGAAUCUCCGAACUGGAGGAGAACCAGCUCGACUUGAACAGACAGGUAUCCUAUUUGGAGCAGCAGCUGUUACGAGAUAAAGCUCAGUUAAGUGGACAGUGCGACACUGCUGAGAGAAAGCUGCGUCAGGCAUGUAAUGACCUGGAGCACAAAACUGCUGAAGUAUCAGAUCUCAAUCAGACCGUGAGAUCCCUGCAGGAAGAGAAGCGUCGCCUGCUGUCCGAUCUGACGUCUGCCGAGGAGCAGCUGCAGGAGGAGAGGGAGGACCAGGACAACAAGUCUGACCGACUCAGCAGACUGGAGAAAGACGUCCGCGACCUCCGCGUUCAGCUCGAACAGAAGAUUGAGUUAGUCAAUGAUCUUGAGGACCAGGUAGCAAAUAAGGAAGAAGACAUGCGUCAGCAGCUGCAGUUAGUCAAUGAGAUGGAUGCUGAAGUAAAACGUCUCAAGGAUAGUCUAAAGGAAGCGAAACAAGAGGCCGCUAAGACUGAUGAUGAUCUGCAACGAGCGCUGUUUGAUGUGAAGGCCAAGGAAGACAUGCUGAAUGACCUCAGAGAUGCUCUCAGAAAAACGCAGGAAGAAUUAGAUUCUAAAUGUGAUGAACUGUAUGAGAUGCAACGAGCUUUGGAUGAUAGACAGAGAGAACUACAAGAGAGAAUGUCUCAGGUUGCCCAGCUGGAUCAUACAAUUAAAGACACUCACUCGGAGAUGGAGAAGAGGAUGCACAAGUUGGACACCCAGCUGCAGAAAUACGAGACUGAGAUUGAUGAGAGAACAAAACAGAUAGCAAACCUUGAUGACAGCUUGCAGCAGACGCAGACUCAGCUGCGAGAGAAGAUGUUACAGCUCCAGCAGACGGAGCAGCUCGCUCAGAGACAGCAGCUGGAACUCCAGGCCACCUCGGCCAAACUCGACGAGCUCGAGAAAGUCAGUGAAAGACAGAGACAGAAGAUUGAGGAACAAAGGGAAGAAAACGUCGAGAUUACUCAGGAGCUCAGGCUGACUAGGGAACAGUUGCAGCAGCUGCAUGGUGACUUCAUGACGACACGCCGUGAGCUGGCUCAGGCUCACCGAGAACGAGAUCGUCUCACUAGAGAACUAGAAGAAACGCUGGCUUUUACUCAGAGUAAAGACACGGACACUGCUCGUCUUGCUGAGGAAGUCGUUGCACUGCAGGCCCAGGAAGCCCAGGCAGAGGCCAGACACAAGGGUGAACUCGAUCUCCUCAAGUCAGAAAUAGACAGUAUUAAAGAGAAACACAGAAAUGGGAUUGAACACUUAAAUGACUCCCUGACUACACUACAGUCUACCAAUGAGGAACUGAUGAGUGAGCUGGCGGCCACGCUUAAAGAGAUGGAGGUGUUGGAAUCACGUUACAAACAACAGCUAGACAAGGCGAGAGAUGACCUGGAGAUACUUCACAAUGAACUCAUGUCGAGGAAGGAGGUCAUCGACACAGCCAAUGAGACCAUUGUACUGAAGGAAGCUGAAAUUGCCCGCCUGCAAGCCAGGUUGUCGGGUUACGAGCGUGCGGCCAUUUCGCAGCUGUGUUUGGCACAGAUGGCACAAGAAGAGAAUCGUGGUGUGGCCCCAGGUGUUAUGCUGCAGACCGUUCCUCAUAAUGUCCUUCAUAACAGACAAAAUAUCCAUUCCAGUUCCCAGUUACCUGAAUCAGACACCCGUUAUGUGAAUGGAACAGCUCAAAUGUUUGACGCAGAAGUUCAGCCUUCUCGGACAGGCAGUGAACACAUUUUUCAAGAAAUGUUGCUGGAAGCCUCGAAAAAUGGGCAGCCAGAUUUGCAUCCCUCUAAGCCUAGCGAUGUUAGGAAGGCUCUCAAUUUUGACAGUGUCUCUGAAAGUGAUGUGCAUUUGCCUGUUGGUGUCAAAGGCAGUAGUCAAGUUUGUAAUGAGACUGAUGCUCAUUUGUUACAAGACAUGGAUAUUUCUUGUAUAUCACAAGACACUGAUACCGCUCGUGUGCCACAAGACACUGAUACCGCUCGUGUGACACAAGACACAAAUACGUCACGUUCAGUAUAUGUUAGGACCCAGAGACAGCCAAAGAGACGAGGAGACUUCCCUAUAUUACAUGAUGAUCCCCAUACAGCCGUUGGAAUAUAUGAAAAUCACUCGAGUGUACAAUCAUCUGAUUCUGGUAGUAUGGACAAAAUAUCAGGUGUGAAUAGUGAGCAGAGUUUGGUGGAUUUGCAUGAACGCCUCCGAUCAAACCAAUUACAGCAGCAGGAGAUAGAACGACAGUUACAAUCGUUGAAUGCCGAUGACAGUACCGAUGCUGAAGUAGCAGCUUUAACAUGACAUCCAGCACCCAGCUUGUUUGACUGAGAGCAUUUAAACAUUCUGUGUGAUUCUUUCUGAGAGAAUGUCUCUCCACAGUAUUUAUCAGACCACAGUGUAAACCCAAAAUGCAGUACUGUUUACACUACUGACUGACUGACCACACAUUCCAGUGGAUGUUUAUUAAAAAAAAGUGUCUGUGAUAUAUUUCUGGCAAGAGUUGGCCAAGUGAGUCCAGCUCUUGUGUAUUCACUUUCUUUGGAUGGUGUCAUGAUCGUCAUGGUGAAUGUUAAAUUGGAUCAGCUGACAUUAUUUGUGCUUGUAAAUGAAAUCUUGAAUCAUGAUUUUCUAAACCACAUUCCCGUGAAUGGUCCACUGUUUUCAAGAUGAUGUAACUGUAUACACUCAUCAUGGAUCCUGACUCUUGAUUUACUGCAUUUAGCCUAAGACAAUACAAUGACAUUGGUCCUAUUCGUUUUUCUUUUGGUGCCAUAAGUUUACACAUUCCAGUUAAUGCCAGCUGUUGCGCAUAUAUGACUGAGACAAAGACAUAAAUACUGAAUUUAGUACUUGAAGUUGAGGACAGUGGAAUGGAGAGGGGGGAUAGGGGUUGGGUAACACAGUAGUGGAAUACUUAUCUGAGGUAUGAUAACCUUCGAUAGGUUAUGGUGUGUGUCGUAAUAUCAUAGCCUACGAUGGUUUUAUGAUAUUGUAGCUUUAAGAUGGCUUCAAAAAUCUGUAGCCUGUACGAGAAAGUUUAUAAAGAUAUCUUAUUGCUUUUGGGUAGGAGCAACACUAUCUGGCAGCAGUGAAUUACCUGCCCUCCCCCCCCCCCUCCCCCUCCCCCUCUCUCUCUCUCUCUCUCUCUGUCUCUGUCUCUCUGUCUCUCUCUCUGUCUCUGUCUCUCUCUGUCUCUGUCUCUGUCUCUGUCAACUACAUGUUGAAAUAACCAUAUAUUAGACACCAUAUAGCUAUAGUUUAAAAUUUGCUGAAGCAUCAAUAAACCAAUAUUCCCUGGGGCAAUGUUUCUGUUUGUUUUGAAUCAGGGGAUUGGCUUGCUUCUUUACACAGAUGUGGGCUACCGUUAAAAUUGUGGCCAUCUGUUAUGCUUCGCUAGAUUUGUCUUUAAGGUAAUCUCACCCAUUCUUUGAUGGGGGUUUUUCCUGUCCCAACCAUAGCCUGAGUACUCUGGCUGACGGACAUGUAAACAACCCCUGCAAUUGUAAUCGGCAAUGCUGUAGAAAUUACCGUGGAGGUUUUAAUUCUCGACAGCACUUUUUUGCCUUGGACUAUAUUCAGGUUUUUCUUUUCAAUGGCAUGGUUUUUGCCGUGGACAUUUUCUUAAUUGCAGGGGUUGGUAGAUAUUGGGUUUGCAAACCCAGUACUGGAUCCCACCCAGAGUGAGUUUAUAAGGGCUCAUUGGGGAGGUGCAAGGCCUCCAGACUAAGUUAUGUCUCAUUAACCAUUAACAUAUUCUAUUGGGCAGACUAUCCACAUAGCUGACACGGGCGUAUGAAGGUGCCAAAAGGUGGGAGGGGGGACACACACAUAUAUACAUGUAUAAAUAUAUUUUAAAAAAACAUCUCUGUUACUACCUGUUUGAACCUUAAAUUAUUAGCAUGAAAAUUAAUGAAGAAAGCAAUACAUAUUUCAUAACUAUGGCAAAUUAUAGCUUCUAUUUAUAUUACAAAACCGUUUACUGUUUGUUUAUUUUGAUGUAAUUUCUUUUGUUAUAACUUUUAAAAGCCUAAUUGUGUGUUGUUAUUUUAAUUAAAUGCCUAUUUGUUACAUUGAAUGUAACAUUGAAGCUUUUAAAAAAUAAUUAUUAAAGUAAUAGUAAUUAACUGAUUACCACACUUGGCUUUUCUAAAACAUUUCCUUAUCCACUGAGGCUAUUUCUCACUCCAGCCAGUGCACCACGACUGGUAUAU
Gigantopelta aegis is the source of this 7032-nucleotide messenger RNA. Its product is annotated as coiled-coil domain-containing protein 18-like. Bases 323 to 5122 code for a protein of 1599 amino acids. The transcript is spliced from 30 exons. The record is from RefSeq and is a predicted model, not a curated record. Lineage: Eukaryota; Metazoa; Mollusca; Gastropoda; Neomphalida; Peltospiridae.